UGGCCGCCUACUCUGUCCCACCCCGCCCUUUGGCUGGUAUCAAAUACUAGACUACCUUUCAUUUCCGGGUCACUGUAGAUGCGAUGGCGCCGAUUCCGAAGACUGUCGGGCGGAUCAAGCUAGACUGCCCUCUACGGCCCAGCUGCCCACUGGAGGUCGCUGCUGUACCCAAACUUUGCAAGGAAUUCGGACCAGAGGAUUACGGCGAAGAGGACAUAGUGGAUUUUCUUCGACGGCUUGUGGAGAGUGAUCCCCAGGGCCUGCACCGGAUCCAUGUGGAUGGGAGCAGCGGGCGGCUGCAGCUGUGGCACCAUGAUUACCUCCUGGGCCACUUGGAUGAUGAAGGGAAAUCAACUGGACAGAGUGACAGGGGCAAGGGGGCUGAGGGACUGGGCACCUACUGUGGUCUCCGCAAGUCCUUCCUGUAUCCUCCCCAAGAGUCUGAGCCCUGCCCUCAAAGCCCCUCUGCCUCUGCCACCUUCCCCAGUGUCUCAGACAGCCUGCUUCAGGUGGCCAUGCCCCAGAAGCUCCUGGUGACAGAAGAGGAAGCCAAUCGCCUGGCUGAGGAGCUGGUGGCUGAGGAGGAGCGCAUGAAACAGAAAGCAGAGAAAAAGCGACUCAAGAAGAAGCGUCAAAAGGAACGGAAGCGACAGGAGCGUUUGGAGCAGUACUGUGGGGAGCCCAAGGCCAGCACUACCUCAGAUGGAGAUGAGAGCCCCCCAUCCAGCCCUGGAAACCCAGUUCAGGGACAGUGUGGUGAAGAAGAGGACUCACUGGAUCUAUCUAGCACUUUUGUGUCUCUGGCUUUGCGCAAGGUUGGGGAUUGGCCCCUCAGUGCCCGCAGAGAGAAGGGACUGAACCAGGAGCCCCAAGGCAGGGGUCUGGCCCUCCAGAAGAUGGGUCAAGAGGAAGAGAGCCCUCCAAGAGAGGAGAGGCCCCAGCAGAGUUCAAAGGUACAGGCAUCUCCGGGACUGCUGGCAGCUGCCUUACAACAGAGCCAGGAACUGGCAAAGUUGGGUACCAGCUUUGCUCAAAAUGGUUUCUACCAUGAGGCCGUGGUCCUCUUCACCCAGGCCUUGAAGCUCAACCCCCAGGACCACCGGUUAUUUGGAAAUCGUUCCUUCUGCCAUGAGAGGUUGGGUCAGCCAGCGUGGGCCCUGGCUGAUGCCCAGGUGGCCCUUACCCUACGGCCUGGCUGGCCCCGGGGCCUCUUCCGCCUGGGCAAGGCCUUGAUGGGACUACAGCGCUUCAGAGAGGCAGCUGCUGUGUUUCAGGAAACUCUGAGAGAUGGGUCCCAGCCUGACGCAGCCCGAGAGCUCCGCUCUUGCCUUCUCCACCUCACACUGGCUCAGUCACCUUUAUAGAGACCAAGAGCAUGGGCUCCUGAGUCGGACAAGCAAACAGCUCAGUCCCUGGGCCACCGCUUACAAACUGUGACCUUGCCAAGUUUCCUCAGGUUUCUGUAAUUCAGUCUCAUCCUUAAAAUGGAAAGAAAAGUCUCUGUCCUGUUGGGUUAUUUUAAGGAUUAAUACCUGCAAAGCACUUGGAACUGCUUAAUAAGUGGUACUGUCUGAAAAUGCCAGAUUCCCUUCUGCCUUCCAGCCUUGUUCACUCUCCAAGGAAUAUUCUCUCUUGGGCCCUCCACCUGCAACUAAGGCCGUAGCUGACCCCCGUUGAACCCAUGGAACUUCCUUGAAAGUGGGGUUGUCACACUUAGGCAGAGGCAGGAGAAAGUCUGAAGAGAGCCGGAGGACUGACGGGAGAGAAGGGAAGCAGGAAAGACACCUGAGCUUGAUCUGAAGAUUGGCUGGGACCACUGGGGAGGGGAAGGCCUGCAACUAUUGAGCGUUCCCCCUCCUCUCCCCUCACACUGCAGGAGGGUGAUUAUCACCAGUGGAAUAAAUGAAUGUCAGAAAUGUCCACUGGCUGAGUUAGGCUGGAAUCCCUACCAGGCAAGGCCACUACUCCAAGCUUCGCCCCAGCAGGCCAAGCCUUUCCACCCUCUGGCUGCUGCCACCAUCCUAGUGGGAAAAUUUCUGGCCUAGGGGCCUGGCAGAGGUCUUCCAGGUAGGGGUGUGGCCUCUCUGGGCACCCGUCUCUUUGCCUGUGUCCCAGCGGAGGGUUCUUUUGGCAGGAUGGGGAAAGGGUCAGGAACCCAUUAACAGGUGGGGAAACAAUGUCAUCACUCUGGGGCCAACCUAGGGAUUAGAAUCAAGGUCUCCCAGGCAGAGAGUAGGUGGGCCAAGGCCCCACUGUCUUUCACUCAGGCCCGGUGACUUCCCCUUGGUAGACUGAUAAGCAUCAGCUCUGAAGGCUGGCUGGAUGCUGGGUCCAAAACCUGACCUCAGGGUUCUGACUUUGUAAAAAUGGUGUAAUUAUUACCUACCUUAAAGGGUUGCUAUAAGGGCUAAAGGAAACAUCGCAUUGAAAGCCCUGGCACAGUGCCAAGUGCGGACUCUCCAUAGCACUUUACAGAUUUUACUGUUUCUUGCUCCUGGCGGGCGUCUGGAUAGAGGCAUGGUGCGGCAGAGUCUCGACUUUAUUCUCAAAUAUUGGGAAAGUAGCCUGGACAACAUAGCGGACCUCCUCUCUAAAAAAAAAAGUUUUUUAAAUUAGCCUGGGGUGGUGCUGCACGCCUGUAAUCCCAGCUAGUCAGGAGGUUGAGGCAGGAGGAUCGCUUGAGCCCAGGAGGUCACGGCUGCAGUGAGCGGUGAUCGCUCCACGGCACUCCAGCCUGGGCGACAGAGCGAGGCCCUGUCUCAGACAACAAAAUAAACUUACAAAAAAACCGGGAAAGGUGAGCGUCUGGACUGUAGGCCGGAAGAGGCCCAAGUGGACCUCCUUCCUCCACCCUGGAACUCUGGCCGGAGGCAGAGCGCGAGGUGAGGAGUCCAGGGCCCCAGAGCCCAGGAUUGGCGGCGGCUUUGUCUUCAAUCGUCCACCUGUAUCUCCUCGUCUGACAGGUGGGGCCGGGAGUCAGGGCCGGCAGGGCCGAGGCAGAGGCCGGGAUCUGGAGCGCCCUCGGGCAGUGCUAAGCUGCACAGGACUUCCGGGGACAACGCGCGUAGCGAGGCGACGUCGGCGCGCAUCUCCUCCACGUCGCGCUUGAGCUUGGCUCGCCGGUUCUGGAACCAAGUGACAACCUGCGUGUUGGCCAGGCCGAGUCGCGUAGCUAGCCCGUCUCGCUCGGACGGCGCCAGGUACUUCUGGAAGACGAAGCGCCGCUCCAGCUCCAGCACCUGUUGCGCGGUGAACGCAGAACAGAGCAACAGGUCGCUCAGUUGGCGACGGUCUGCCCUUUUCCCUUGGCACUGGCGGCCUGCCGGAGCCGCCGCGGAACCUAGGGACUAACGGAGGAGAGGUGAGAAGUCGCAGGUGCGAGUCCUGGCACGUGGGCUGAGGACAGGGGACGGAUUAGGGUGGGUGGCCUGGGCUGGGACAAAGGUUUGAGACGGGGAACCAGGAGGAGAGAGGUGAGGAAAAGGCUAAGUCAGAGUCCGCGACCUUGCCGGCUCUAUACCUUCAGAGGGCUGCAGAGCGCGCGCGUCAAGUCCGCGGAAAGUUUUACUAGUCAGCUCCUCCAGCGCGCACAGCGGCGACGUUGGAUCCGGACCCGACUCUGGAAGCUGCGGCGCAGAGGGUGCUCGGGGGACCAUGCGCGGGGCUAGGAUGUCUGCGAUGCUUAAGAGUGUCCGGGGUGUUCGGGGCUCGCGUCCCGAGUUCAUGGUCGGCCGGGCUGGGGCGGUCCGGCUGUCCGCUGCGCUAGGCUCCGCAACCGCCUGGGCCCCAGCGCUCGGCUCCCAAUCCGGGCCCCCAGCCUCGGACCCGCCCCCGGCUCUGGGCCCGAGUCCCGUGUGCCCCUCCUCCUGCGCCCCCACCUCUCCACCCCGGGCCGCGGUGGAUCUGGAGCUCCUAGAUGUCCGGGGAGGGUAUUUCUACAGGCUGGGGCAGGCGCGGAGAGCAGAAGCCGACCAAACUACCCACCAGAGCAGGGCCACGGGGCUGCUCCGCGCUGCGGGGCGCUGCACCGUGCACAGUCAGGCCGGGCCAUACCUCCAGACGCUGUAUGCCGCCGACUCCCCGCCUAGCCGCCGCUCUGGCUCAUAAACUAGUAGACGAUAAAAUUGCCUUCUCUGGCCCCAGCGGCUGGGGAUUUGCAAAGUUCUGAGGAAGGCUAUCAGGGCUGACUGUGCUGGGAUCUCUGAUCCCAGCUAGGACCUCAGUCUCCUAACCUGGCUCCCUCUUCCCCACCCCACCCCUGAGAAACGUUGUUUCUGGUCCUGACGGCUGGAAGUGAUUAGUGCUGCAUGGGUCGGGGGCGCAACACUUGGGAGGACCUGGCCUGGCGGAGCGACUGCAACUGGGAAUAGUGGGGAUGCCACGAAGAAGCAAGCACAGGUGAAUGGACCCGAGGCUGCCCCACCUGACGAAAUCAGAACACACAGAGAAGCUGCCGGGAGACCGGGGCCGCAGGAGAGAAGACCCAGGGAACUCCCAGCUGGUGCAACUGCCCAGGAGGGGUCUUUGUCAGUGAGGACUGGCAAAAUCAGUCGAUUUUGUCUGUCUUUAUCUUCUUUUUAUUAAGCUCCCAUAGUUCAGGUAUGUAUGGUUUCCCCAGCCUGCAGAGGCUCAGAAACUGCCAAGGGGAGCAAGGUGCCCUGACCAGAGAGGGGUCACUCCCCAUAGAACAGAGACUUGAAGGGCAGACUUCACGGACCCAACUGGAUCUUGGGACAUUCCUGACAACCCAGGUACUAACUGUGAGGCCUGGUAUACUCAUUCCUAUUUAAUCUGGGCCCUUUUUAUCUGCCACACUUAUUCUGGUUCUGGGCUCAUACCUGGGUAAGCACCCACAGCCCUCCUUUGUAGGAAGAAGGCAGCUCAGGGACAGUGGGGCCUCAGCAGUGGAGGCCCAGCAGGGUAUGGGUUUUGUUCCUACAUUCCACCCAAAACAGCUGGAGGAUUCACACCUUAGAGGCAGGGAAGCCCUGCCACUCCUGAGGAGCUUGCUGCUUUGCUGCCCAGGGAAGUCAGAAACUGAUGUGCUUCUAGCUUUUAAAAACAGUGUCAGGAAAAACCAGGCCAGUCCCUCCUGGACUGUCCAUUAUGUCACUUUCCUUGUAGACCCCUGCAUCUCCCACCAUCUGUGCAGUGACCACCUUUCUAUUCCCUGGGGCAACUGCUGCAUGCAAUUGGGGUUCCCUAAACAGGGCUUAGGAGAUCCAAGGCUCCUGGGCCAAAGACUCCUUGACAAAGAUGGGAAGGCACCUUGAUAGGGUCUUCUUGGUAAAGGGCUCACUCCAACAACCCCCCUCCCCCACCCGCAACAUUCACAUAAUGCCCUCCUGGAAAGCUGAGCAACACACUUAAAGCCUGAUGGGCCACUGCUGGAUCAAAGAGCAGAGCCAGGCCAUGGUGGAAAGCUGAGCUGCCUCAGGACCUUGUUAAAUGGUUAUUAAUGGUGAGGGGCAGGGGAGGGCCUGGAGAGAUCUUCGGGCUACAGGCCUCAGCCCUGGAAACCAUCCUAGUGGUUUCACUUAAUGUGCAAUAAAGCAGCUCUCUGGAGGCAGCAGGAACUGCCCCACUGCAUCCCAGGCAUGUCACCAAGCAGAUGCUGCAACCUUCACUCAUGCAUCCUCUAUGUGGCUUUUGUGUCUGUCUCUACCUCUGCUCUCAAUUACUUGCGUGUGUCUGUGAGGAGUGUGGAGCUCUGCUGAUGGGCCUGUGCCUCGCAGCCGCUUCCAUCUUUCCCGCCUAGUUCUCCCCUCUGCAGCUGGGCUCAGGUACUGGGAUUGGACAGCUCCUAAACUUGAGUUUGGGGGAGGAGAUGGAAGUGGAGACUAGCAAAGGGAGGAGGCCCAGGACAGCAGAGGCCCCUCUAAGGUCGUCAAAGCGGCCAGGGACUAGUCCAGGGGAUCGUGGGGCCACAGAAGGGGACUUUUCUCAGUACUGGAACUCGAGCUGGGGCGAAAUCGGAUCCACAGAGAGGGGUAGGAGGGUGAGUGAUUAAUGAGGAAGAUUAAGAGAUUAAAACUUGUUCUGGGUUGGGGAGGGGACACUCACUCGGCUGUCCUAUAGGUUACCCCCCACCCCAGCUUGGAAGCACAGAAGCUCCUGGGUGCUCGCCUCUUCCCACCCGCGGGUAGAACCCUCCCUGUUCACGAUCCUUCUCAAGACAUGCACGGAGGCCAGCCUUCACCGCUGGCCCCGCGGGGCCAACGGUUUUCCUUUUCAGGCAGUCUCUUGUGUUUCCCACCUUCUCAGAUUCCUUUGAUUGUCCAUUCAGACAUUUCGGGGCCCUGCGCUCCCUCCCCUUGUAGAGAUCCCCACAUUCCAAAUUCGCUGUCUUGGGAAGGCACCCCAUUCCCGCUUAAGGAUGCUUCCUCACACCUCCCCUUUCAGAUUUCCCAUUCUCACCCCUCAGCCCUACCCCCACCUUAUCUUGCACCCACACACCCCAUCGGCGGGUUCCUCCACCCCGGGCCGCCCCCGCUCGACCCCGUUCCCCACUGGUGGCACGGAGGCCUGCUCAAUAAACGACCUUUAGUCUCGGAUUGCCUGGCCCGGACAUUCCACUGAAUUCUGUGAAUGUGUAGCAGGGUUGGAGGACCCUCGGAAUAACCCCCUUGGGGAGGUGGACAAGGACAAUCUCAGCGAAGAGCUUGCUCCCCUCCUCCCCACCCUUAGGAAACGUCCGUGAACUGGAGUGAGAGGGAAGUGGGAGUUCAGGGAGGAAAGUCCAGGCGGAGGAACGUGAGGCGGGGCUUCCGUCCGUCCCGCACACUUCUGGGAUUGUUUUCUCUUUCAGAAAGCGCUACUGCGGAGUGAACCGAUCCUUAUAUCUUAGUUUCGUGACUUUGGGGGCGGCAGGCCUGUGAGUUGUUUUCCGCCCUGGACGCUGUUUUGCAAAGAUCUCUGCGCGCCCACCGCCACCCUCCCGGGCGUGCGGGUCGGGAAGCAGCCAGCGGUGGGAAACUCCGACGCCCUCCUCGACACUUAUCUCCCCCCAACUCCCCAAGACUCACUUCUAGGGAAGUUCUUUUUCCCAUCAAGCCCUGGGAAAGACUGGCCAGGCUGAGAGAGGGACCCGUCCUCCUCUGUGCCAAAGGCGGGAGCAAAUCCUGGUGCUGUCGCCUUUGGAUGUGAGUCCUGGAAAUGGCGGGGGUGAGGAAGGUGGGCAGGGGCAAGGUUUGGCCCUCAGGCGAGAACCGACGCCUUGUCCCGGAAGCGCAGCACGGCCGAGUGCGUCCGGGGGUGCAGACGGCGCCCUGGGGUGGUCCUGCCGCCACCUCUCCUUUGACUCAGGAGCGCCGCGCCGCGUCCGGGCGCGUUCUCAGUCGCGCGAAGCCAGAGAGGACCCUGGGCGUGAUCCUCCCUCCCUGGCACAGACGGAGACCCGAGUGACCCCGGGGUCCGGGUGGGCGUGGGGAAUGGACCCAUAGACCCGGGACGAGCGGCGCGGAGCCCGCAGCUGGCCAGCUUCAGCCACCUUGGGAGACGCAGUGCAGCUGCCGCUGCUGACAGACAAGACCAAGGCUCGGCUGGGCCCCACCCCAGAUCCGGCCUGAGCGCCUUCCGCGCUGCUCGGCCUCAAGGCGUGAGUCACCAAGGGCAAGUCCCGUGACUUGGUCCUCAGGGUCUCCGGCCUCGGCACAUUAAUCUUCAGACCCGGCUUUUUCGACGCCGAGCUGCCGCCCAGCCCCAGUGGCAGGGCCUUCCAGGGAGACCCAGUCAGACUGCUCCCCAGCUCCCGCAGCUGCUCGGUCCCUGCAAAGCCCCCGGGAGCGUUUCUACUCUCCCCUGAGCCCACGCCAUCCCGUCACUCCUAGGAAACUUUCCGCGCAGAAACUCCUGGAGAACAGCCCCGGCCGCCAGGUACUCGCCCGGACCGCAAAGCCCACAGAACUUCAAUUCGCAGGAAGGGGAGUGGGGAGCCCUGAGCUGGGGUGUUCCUGGAAGAGGUCGGGGAGCGGGGGGAGAGGCAUUCCAGGCUGGAGGCCUGGAAACGUUUGGAAGCUUUGCUAACCUUGGAGACCAUGUCAGGAAAGAAGCGUACCCAGGCCGUCUGCGGUGUGCCCACCCGGAUCCCCAUCAGUGCCCCACGCACUCGAGCUCUUCCUCGGCGUCUGCAGCCUCUUCAUCCGCGCGGAGAGGCGGAGGUUUCCCGGAAACAGAGUCCGAUUGUGGCACCCCAGAGCGUCCAAUGCGAGCUCAGGCCUUUCCCGCAAGUCUGGAGUUUUCUUAUCCAGUUGAGGCCGCCUUCGCUGUACUCACUCCCUGCCUCCCACCCCAUCUUCUGCCACCCGACCUCCAUCUUUGAUGGUUAGCGCCUUCAGCCCUCAACAGCUUUGCACAACCAACCCCUAGAAGCCGUGGAGUCAGACCGGCCAGGGUGGGAUCUAGGUUUUAACUCGGGUUCUGGCUACACACACUGCGCCUCCAUACAGUUUGUCCCAGAUUUGGCAGCAGGCCGGCUACCUUCAGGAACUCUUUGCUUUGGCUUCUGUCUGUUCCUGUUGGGCAAGUUUCUAGCUACCCCACUGAGAGAACCAUAGAACAAGGACCCUGGCAUGGCAUACAGACAAGGAAUGUUUGCUGAAUUAAUGGAGCUGGUGCCUUGCAGCUUCCCUUUUGUUCCUUGAAGUUGCCCUUGCUCUCCUCCACAUCAGCUCCCUCUCCUCCUCAGCUACUUAUUCCCCACCCUGGCUUCUUCUAGUCUCAGUCCCCAAGUACUUGCUGAAUCCUGUAUGGACAGCCUAAGCCUCCAUUUCUGACAAUUCCUGUGGCCCCACUCCAUUUGUUUUUUAGACUUCUCCCUCCUUUUUGUCCCCAUCCCCCAAGUUAUAAAACUAUAAUGCAAUUCUUUGGAUUUUUCUUUAAAAAAUCACACUUGUUCAAUCCUGCAGCAGCCACUGUCCAACUCUAGCCGUCUCACCACCGUUGAAUUAGGAAACCUCCUAACAGGCCCGCACCCGCACUGUAUGCUGCAGCAUACAAAGACAGCUGAGAGCUCCCCUCCAGGAAACCUUCCCAUCACCAAAAACAGUAGUGUGGGAGGCCUGGUUUCACACAUACAGGGAUCCUCUACCCUUCUCCUUUGGCAAGACAUUGAGGGCCCAUGGCCAUAGAGGACAGGCCCUUCUUCACAAUGAAACUCAGAGGAUUUUUGAAGAAGGCAGGACACGGCAUGAGUGUGAGGCAGGAAGAAUAAGGCAGAAGAGAGGUGCUUUUUAAAAGUUUUUAUUUCAAAAAAUAAAGCUGCAGUUCAUUUCACAUAAAUAUCUGGGGAGGGAAGGGGAGUGGGAUGGGGUGGGGGCUUGGCCCCUACCUCCUCUUCUCUUUCACACUGUAUUGUAAAAGCAAAGGGGAUGGCUAAGGAGAGAAUGAGGAAGUACUAGUCAGUGGGGAGUGUUCUUAUAUUAUUCAAAGGGCCCCUCAGCCCACCCUUCCCCUGAGGACUGUAGGAUGGUUGGGGGGAGUCUGAAGGGGGUGUGAUGCCAGGGAGGGUGGCCUGGCUUACCUUGCCGAACCAGCGGGAGAGCCAUAUCUGCUUCAUUGUCAUGUGAUCAGGGAGAACUUCAUUGUCAAAAAGGAGCUGCACCUAGGAGGGAGAUGAGGGCAUAAUUUUAGGAACUUUCUGGCAGGUCAAAAACUACCCUGGUCCACGCUAGACUCUGUCCCUCCUUUCUUAGCCCCUUCUCCCCCUCAAGAAACCUACUGUGGGACUACUCACAUGCUGAGGGUUUAGCAUCAAGCGGUGACACAGGACCCUCCGGAGAUGGCGUACCUCAGCUCUAACAGAACAUCGGACAUACUUGUUCUGGGAGCAGGGAGGGGAGGGAAGAGGGCAAGGUGUGUGAGGGAAGGACCAUGGGAGGUGAGUCUCCUUAGAGAGGCCCUCCCCUCAGCCCUUCUCACCUGCAGGACACUUUUAUUCUUGUCUUUGCCAGAACUGGGGGGAAAUAGACACAGGUUAGGGAACCCUAUCUUUCCUCCUCUCCCCCACCCAGAGCCAUGAUAUACUCUCUUCAAGGGGAUAGGCACUCACUCACUGCUCGGCCUCUCCCCUAGACCCUCCCUGGCUCUGGGUCAUUGGCACUGUCACCUCCUGCAACCCCUGACCUUCUCCUCACCUCAGCCGCUCCAGGCACAGGUUCAGCUGCUCAUCAUAGCGAUAGUAGUGGGCUUUAGAGUGGUCAAAGCUGCUGAAGGGGAGGCCGAGGUUGCUCAGUGCUGGCUCUGAGAAAGAUAGGGUAGUGAGGUGGCUGGUGGCACACAUUCCAUACUCCUCUUUCCCCAGAGAGCAAAACUGGGCAAGAAGAAUGCUCUGGGGGCUUUACUGUCCCGCGGCCAAGGACAUACCUUCCCCAGUGGGCUGGGUGACCCGGUCCAAACCUCGGGACUGGUAGAAUUCCCGAAUCCGUUUCUCUUCACCUAGAAGAAGGUGAAGUAUGAGAAUAAAGUAUUAGCCCUUCGGGGCCGGGCGCGGUGGCUCACGCCUGUAAUCCCAGCACUUUGGGAGGCAGAGGUGGGCAGAUCAUGAAGUCAGGAGAUUGAGACCAUCCUGGCUAACAUGGUGAAACCCCGUCUCUACUAAAAAAUACAAAAAAUUAGCUGGGCAUGGUGGUGGGCGCCUGUAGUCCCAGCUACUCAGGAGGCUGAGGCAGGAGAAUGGCAUGAAUCCAGGAGGUGGAGCUUGCAGUGAGCUGAGAUUGCGCCACUGCACUCCAGCCUGGGCAAGACUCCGUCUCAAAAAAAGAAAAAAAAGAAUAAAGUAUUAGCCCUUCCUCACUUUUUGUCCUUCCCUCAUCUUUGGCCUUCUGCCUACGUGAGUCCUACCAAACCCCUGUCACCUCAAGCUGCCAGUCAGCAAUUAGUUCUCAAGAGGCCCCUCACAGUCAGGUUGGUGACUCACUGUCUUGCAAGCCAGGCACCAGCUUAUACACGAUGUCCUGCAUGACCCGGUCCAGUUUGAGGUUGAGCAGUGGCUGUGUCUCGUGGAUCUUAAUGUUGCACAUGGGGCAGUACUUGCUAGUUUGGAGGUACUUCACAAUACAACUCUUGCAGACUGCAGGAAAAGAAAAGCAGAUUCUCAGGCCCUCUGGAAACUGGAUUCAUGGGCUGGGUGGGGUGCCUGGAUGCGUGAGGCAGGCCGCACAGAAAGCUGGCAGUCAGCUUGGUGAAGACUAGGGACUGGAAGAACUAGCAGUCUCCAAGGCACUCACAAGUAUGAAGACACUCUGUGAUGGUGGUGGCAUCCACGAAGUAGCCGGCGCAUAGGCAGCAAACAAUGUGUUCAUUCAAGUCUUUGAUCUUCACUCGAACCUCCUCCUGAAGAUACACCCUCCGUCACCAAUCAUCCACCCUCAAACCCCAACCCGUGCGCCUUCCCACCUUGGGGGUCGCCUCCUUCAUCACACUAGACGGCCAAGCCCCGCGCCCUGCGCCAUCAGCCGGUGAUUAGCUCCUGGGGGCUGGCACUCCCCCUCCGCCCAGCAGAGGGCUCCGCGCACAGCGGGGGCUUCCCUCACGUGGACUCGCCUGACCCUCCUUUCCCAGGGGAGACUACACAACGUUGGCGACACAAUGCGCAGGCGUCCUAACCGGAGUUUGGCAACCCGAUCGCAACCACGCAGGCGCACUGGGCACUCUGUCUCUGCGCAGGCGCACUGGGCGCCCGGCCAGCCACCGCCCGUCCUUUAGCCCGCCCCAAUUCGCACCGCUGGCCGACCACAGCAGUAACCCUGCCGCCCUUGCACCUCGUUCCGUAGCGGGUCCAUCUUGUACACUGACUGGAGCUGGUUCCGAAGCCUCAUCGCGAUCGCAAUCUGGCCCCCCUGAGGAGACGCCAUCUUAAAGGCUGAUCCCAGCCGGCCACUUCCGGUGCCGCCUGCAGGGCGGGACUUGUCUCCCAGCAACGAGGUUCUAGGUCUUUUCGGAUUCGCUCACCCUCUGUAAGGCCCCGCCCACGUCCCUUUCUCCCCGUGUGCUCACCUGAGCCCCACCGGCCCCUCCCCUGCUCAAUCCGUAAUUAAGGAGUGGGGGGGGGAGCAUAGGGAAGGGUCCUAUCUCUUCAACUUCCUGUAGAAAUCAUCAUAAUAGGCCCUACGUGACCUCAAGACUAACUUUUGGAGCCUGCGAAAGACUGCCCCCUCCUACCCCCAAAGGCCUGGCAGUCUGUGCCCGCUACCCGCUCAGGGUCGUCGGUCUUCUGUGACGACGACCCUGCUGAAGAAGCCCCUCCUGGGUCCUCUCCUCGUAAUGCCGCCCUGUCGGCGUCCGCGUAGCGGAGCUUCGUCCAGAUGGCGGGCCUUCUCCCGGCUUCACGGAGGGAGUUUCUCGGGCUUUGCAGAGUCUCGGAGAGGGUGCCGGGGGAUGGGGAGUGAGAGACCCCCAGGGACUUGGAAGUGAUCUUAUUCCCCCAUUCUCCCCCUGCUGCCGGGGAUGGGGGGGGGCAGGCCCUGGUUAAUGAUGAUGAUUUAAUCAUCGGCGCCUGCGGAGGCCUGGGACAGACUAAUGCAGAGCAGAUGCCGAAGGAGGAGGGGAGGACGACUAGGACACUGCCACACACAGACAGGCUUAGGCAGCGAGCGCCUGUAGUAGCAUAGGCCCAGUCCCGCACUUGGGGACUACGCGGGGUGCUCGCUUGAGAGCUCUACACCGCCGGCCCUGGGUACUUAAAAAGGGAUAAAUUUGCUAUGAGGUAUUAACAUCAAAUGCAACUGGAGAUACGAGAAGGGAGAGAUUCCAAUGGAGACCUCAAAAAAGGCUUUCUGGAGAAAGUGGGACUUUGGGCACAAUUUAGACUUGGGGGAGGGGGUGGAAGUGUGGUGAAAUAGAAAGGACGUGGAGGGGAAUGACCAGAGGACAGAAAGGUCAAGAUAUAGAUUUGAGAGUGGUAAUAGAAAAAGCAGGGCCAUAAAGAGUUGCGAUUUUUAGCCUGAGGGCAAUUGGGAGCUAGCGGACUUUUUUGAAGGGAGGUUAUCCUGUGAAAGCGACAUUUUUGUUCAUUUCUCUUCAGAGUGAAUUGAAGUGAAUAUGCAGCAAGAAGUUAUGAGAUUAGUGAUUAAUCAAUUAUUCAUUACAGCCCCUGUUUACCUACUUCCCUGGUCCGAGCCACUAUCAUCUGUCCUCUGUAGUGGCCUCUUGACUGUUUUCCGUGAGUCCCCCUUCGCCUGUUCUCAACAUCAGAGUUCAGUGCUAUGUUUCUCAGAGCUAGUGAUUCUGAUAAAACAUGAAACACAAAGGACAAAGGACAAUUUUUGAGAUGUGGAUAUGUUUAUUAUUUUUAUGGUGAUGAUGGUAUCAUGGGUAUAUACAUAUGUCAAAACUUAUCAAAUUGUACACUUCAAAUAUCUGCAGUUUAUAUGUCCAUUAUACUUCAAGAAAGCUAUUAAAAAUAAAGUUGAAAAA
This is a messenger RNA of Gorilla gorilla gorilla (western lowland gorilla), 13413 nucleotides long. It is a transcript of the gene TTC31, whose product is annotated as tetratricopeptide repeat domain 31. Lineage: Eukaryota; Metazoa; Chordata; Mammalia; Primates; Hominidae. Bases 84 to 1364 code for a protein of 426 amino acids. Gene Ontology annotation, molecular function: protein binding. The transcript has 14 exons. The record is from RefSeq and is a predicted model, not a curated record.